AUGUCACGCGUAAAGAUCAAUUCAAAGAGCCAUUCGCCUUCAGGGAGCCAACCUCCCUCGCCUAUACAGAGGAGCUCCUCUUCAACAUGGAACAACUUCACCCAAUGGCAGCACAACCUAAAGCACACCAUCAAGAUCAUACUGUCGACGAUAUAUCUGUUUCUUAUAAUACUGACGAUACCGUUAUCGUUUGAGAUUGGUGGAGUCAAUUGCGGAUUGAGUUUCUCGAUAACCAUCCUGCUACUAUACUUUGUGCUGACGACGCUUAGAGUGCUGAAAUACCACAGGAUUAUUUCCACCUUCUUAUACUAUUCACAACAUGUACUGUUGCCCUCAAUACUAUUCUUGUUCCUGACGGUGUUUCAGAGCAGUGACAAGACUAGAGAAGAGAUUGAGACGGAUACUAUCUACAAGCAGAUAUGGUGGAACGUGAUAAUCAAGAUAUGGAGGAUUUUCCUGAUCAAUUCCACUCCGUUAUUCACGAUUCUGGAAGGAUUUUGCUCGCUAUUAUCAAUCCAGAUUGUUGGACAAAUAUCUACGUGGCUGAUCAAGAAAAGGUCCGAUUCGUGGAGUAUCGUCAGUUUGAUCACCUCCUCGUGCAUCAUCACCACGGCUCUGUACUUUCUGGCCAGAAUCUACUUCACACCUAUAGACUUGACUAACGUGGGCUUCAUUUCCGCCUCGCUACUGGGAUCUGUGUUUACGUGUACCGCUUUUAUUGGAGUUUAUGCCAUAUAUACUGGCAAAGCAUCCACGUUGGAAUGUUCAUUGAUGAUGGCCUACAUCGUGAAAUGCUCUUACGAGCUAUUCCCAGAAUUGUCCGAGAGAAACCUGGAUGGACUUAUGAAAUUCGUGAUGGAUGAGUUCAAGAAGAUAAAUGACCAGGCAAAUGACUUGAACCAGGAGUUCCUCAAGAGCGUUGGACAAACUUUUGAGAACCUUGGUGACCAGAGAAGACAGAACUAUCUUAUCGCUAAAAUCACCAGGUCGGAGAGUUUUCAAGAAUUAGCAAACAAGAUUUGGGAGUUGUUCUUUCAGCUGAAAGAGAUUGCCAUCAACGUUGUUUUCAAGUUCGUCACGGAAAAUUUCCCAAGGUCUUUCGAAAGCCUGUGGGACUUCUUGAAGCUGGCCACUGCCAAUAUCACCCUCCCAAUCAUCCUUACGCUGGCAUAUAGAAUCGCUGUCUUUUUUGCAGCAACCAAGAUCAUACCCAUUCUCUCGUCGACGCCGGCCUCGCAACAGCAACAGCAACAGCAACAGCAACAAUCCACCACGCUGAGGUUGAUCUACCUCUACUCCCCAUGUAUUAUUAUCGCCGUCUACACGAACCUGAUGUUUCAAUACCAGGCAGAGACCAACACUCAGAUUGGCCAGGACGAUCAUUUCUACAACUGGCUUAACCUGAAGGUUCAUUCUGUCUUGAAUAUCCAGCCAUGGCAGUUCUGGAACUGGAUCAAUAUGUUCGUCACCUUGGCUCUGUACUCGCUCGAGCUGGUGAACCACAAUUACGACGAAAGUUCCCUGGUCAAUCACUGGAACUAG
Kuraishia capsulata CBS 1993 is the source of this 1542-nucleotide messenger RNA. RefSeq lists its product as uncharacterized. The transcript has a single exon. Gene Ontology annotation, cellular component: endoplasmic reticulum membrane; perinuclear endoplasmic reticulum; cortical endoplasmic reticulum. NCBI's taxonomy places the organism in Eukaryota, Fungi, Ascomycota, Pichiomycetes, Pichiales, Pichiaceae. Bases 1 to 1542 code for a protein of 513 amino acids. Gene Ontology annotation, biological process: endoplasmic reticulum inheritance; septin ring assembly. The record is from RefSeq and is a predicted model, not a curated record.